CCUCAUAUAAAAACAUAGGUUUGAAAAAUUCUAAUCACUUCGUAGUCGAAUACCGUCCUGUACACUUCAACAUCGCUGAGUUUAAAGUUCUUUAACUAGAAAUUACGGAAUGUAUUCGACAAUGAAUCCGGCGAGUUAUUGCAAGGCUUUGGGUCCCCCACCCGAGUAUUCACUCUAUGCGCAGCAGUUGCCAAACGUCAUCGGGAUUAGUAUGAUGGAAAUGAAUGAUAUUCAAAAUGACUUGGCUUCAACAAAAAAAAAAACCAAAAGGACGAGGACGGCGUUUAGCGGUUUGCAAAUAAAAGAAAUGGAGCUCGAGUUUUCUAAAAAUCAAUACUUGUCCCGAUCAAGAAGAGUUGACAUCGCUCUGAAACUGAAAUUAGAAGAACGGCAAGUGAAAGUUUGGUUUCAAAACCGUCGAAUGAAAACCAAAAAGAUCGAUGGAGGUGAAGUUAAAAAGGUGCCGGUGAAACGACCCGAUUCACGAGCUAGCUCCAACGAUACGCAUAAUUCACAUUCACCUGGGCCAUCAAAUAAGAAAGAUGACGGUGAUGAUCACCAGCAAAUUGUUAACCGUUUGUUGAUGUUAGCGCAGGAAUUACCGCUCCGGAAUCAACACCAGAUGAGAAAUAUACAGAUGGGGAGUGCAAUGCACCAACCAAUGCAAACGCAGUUUUCAACAAAUUGUUUGCAAUCGAACUUGCAACUGCAACCUUCUACAGCUUGUUGUGAACAACUGAUGCAGCCGUCGAUAGCUCGAUUGCAAUCGGCAAUGCAGAUGGAACAAGAGAUGCUAAUCAAGCAAGAAGUAGCAGUACAAACAACCGCCAUACAUCCAGCGAUGUCCAAUAUUCGGCCAGCCAAUAACUCAAUAGUUCCACCGUACAACAGCAUGGCCAUAAAUUACCCGCAGCCCCAACCCCAACAGCAAUGGAAUUUCCCCGCACAGCAAUUCGACAUCCUGAGCCAAAUGGACCAAACAGAUGACGAAGUUUACCUCAACAACAACAGUGUUCCACCAACUACCUCCAAAGAUGAAUUUGAUAGUACUGGUUACAUCCCCAACGGUGGCUUCUUUCCGACAAUGGGGAAUUUCCGAUAUUGUAGCCCGUUCUGGGAUUGAAACUACUGAUUUAGUGUAAUUUAGUCAUUUAUGUUUCCAAGUAAGAAAUAUUUAUUAAUAUUAAAGCAAUAGAGAUUGUAAGUUUUCCCCCUGCUAUGUACUAAAAUGUAAAGAAUCAGAGCAUGUACUCCUGUAUAAUGGUCGGUCAUAAUUGUGGUCUUCCAAAUAUAUCUAACCACCUAGCGUGUAGUUAAAAAAUCCUGGAAAUGAUUAGUGAUCGAGCAUCCUACGUUCCGCAACCACUACGUGAUUUCCAAUUAUCUAACCAACCUUAUUUUAAUUUACAUUUAACUAUAUAUUAUCUACUUAGUACCAUUUAAUUGAUUGAUUCACCAUUCUCUAAUAAAUAUAAGUUUAGGCCUAAAA
Messenger RNA from Hermetia illucens (black soldier fly), 1489 nucleotides. Its product is annotated as homeobox protein unc-4 homolog. Gene Ontology annotation, biological process: regulation of transcription by RNA polymerase II. The record is from RefSeq and is a predicted model, not a curated record. NCBI's taxonomy places the organism in Eukaryota, Metazoa, Arthropoda, Insecta, Diptera, Stratiomyidae. Gene Ontology annotation, cellular component: nucleus. The coding region runs from base 110 to 1123 and encodes 337 amino acids. Gene Ontology annotation, molecular function: RNA polymerase II cis-regulatory region sequence-specific DNA binding; DNA-binding transcription factor activity, RNA polymerase II-specific. The transcript is spliced from 3 exons.